Messenger RNA from Cinclus cinclus, 1020 nucleotides. RefSeq names its product atonal bHLH transcription factor 8 (gene ATOH8). The record is from RefSeq and is a predicted model, not a curated record. The transcript is spliced from 7 exons. NCBI's taxonomy places the organism in Eukaryota, Metazoa, Chordata, Aves, Passeriformes, Cinclidae. Gene Ontology annotation, molecular function: DNA-binding transcription factor activity; protein dimerization activity. Bases 1 to 1020 code for a protein of 339 amino acids.
AUGCGGAGCGCGCCGCUGGCCGAGGGCGAGCCCUGGCCGCGCCUCUGCCCCGCCGAGCUCGGGGGGCUGCGGCGGCUGCGGCGCAAGCACGGCGGCUGUAAAAGUUUCCGCGUGGAGCUCAAAGUGCUGAGCGGGCGGCGGACCGCGCUCCGCGCUCCCCCCGCGCCGCCCCCCGCCGCCGCCGCCGCCGCCCCGCCGCCCGCCUGGGAGCCGCGCAGCGCCGCGCUCGGCCCCGCCGCCGCCAGCGCCUUCCCCGCCGCCCCGCCGCCGCCGCCCGCCGCUUCCCCGCGCCCGCGGCCGGGCGAGGCGUCCGGCGUCUCGCCGGAGAUCAAAGCGCUGCAGCAGACGCGGCGGCUGCUGGCCAACGCCCGGGAGAGGACCCGCGUCCACACCAUCAGCGCCGCCUUCGAGGCGCUGCGCAAGCAGGUUCCCUGCUAUUCUUAUGGUCAAAAGUUGUCCAAACUGGCCAUCUUGAGAAUAGCCUGUAACUAUAUCCUUUCCCUGGCCAGACUAGCAGACCUGGAUUACAGCGCUGACCACAGUAACAUGAGCUUCUCUGAAUGCGUGGAGCAGUGCACUAGGACCUUACAAGCAGAAGGAAGAUCUAAAAAAAGGAAGUUUCUGGUGACCUUCAGGGUGUUGCUGGAAAGAUUCCAUGCAAUAAACUUCUGGCACAAAGAAACUCUCCAGGUGCAGUUUGUCCUGCUCCUGUUUGAGGAGAACAUCCUCAUCUUCUCCAUCUUCUGCUCUGAAUCACCAGGUGUAAAUCAGCAACCCGAGACCGAGCGGGGCAGGGCCAGGCUGCGGUGUCGGGGGUGCAGAGGGGAGGAUGCAAUCCUGCUGCUGCUGCUGCUGGUGCUGCUCUCGGGCAGCCUUGGCUCCCUCCCGCAGCACGCAGAGAUGAUGGAGCCCGAACCGGAGCAGGAGCUGGUAACACAAGAGGUGACUGCAGGCUUGCAGUUUCACCUGCUGAGAGGGAAAUCACAGCAAAACUCUGAUCGGGAAAUGCUCUUUGGAUAG